Molecule: messenger RNA, 2583 nt
Organism: Perca flavescens (yellow perch)
Lineage: Eukaryota; Metazoa; Chordata; Actinopteri; Perciformes; Percidae
Product: neoverrucotoxin subunit alpha-like
Exons: 4
Coding region: 58-2160 (700 amino acids)
Molecular function (GO): protein binding
Source: RefSeq, a predicted model, not a curated record
UCUCUGCAAAGAGCACAAACACUACUGCCCAAUGUACUCCUGAGACUUGGUGGAGAAAUGGCCUCAGAAAACAUGAACAUUGCUGCCCUGGGUCGACCUUUCACCCUAGGAAUGCUCUAUGAUGCCCGGAGAGAUGAACUGAUCCCAGGUUUGACAUUGUGGGAUGAUAAAACUUUACAAGGCAAUAUAACUGAAAGCUCUCAGCCCUUCAGUGACUUUGACAUGACUGCUUCUGACUCCACUGAAUCCAAGUGCACUCUGCUGGAUGUUGAUGCUUCUCUGAAGGCCAGUUUCCUGAGUGGACUGAUUGAAGUCGGAGGAUCUGCCAAGUAUCUGAAUGAUCAGAAGAAAUUCUACAAUCAGAGCAGAGUGACGUGUCAGUACAAAACUACCACCAACUUCAAGCAGUUAAUGAUUGAACAACUAACCAUGGAAACCCAACAGAUGGAUGUCAUUGAGAAGAGCUCAGCAACACAUGUAGUCACAGGCAUCCUUUAUGGGACAAAUGCUUUCUUUGUGUUUGACAGUGAGAAGUUAAAGGCCAGCAGCGUUCAGGACAUCCAGGGCAGCAUGCAAGCUGUGAUAAAGAAGAUUCCUAAAUUUAAUAUUGAGGGGCAAGUUGAUCUUAAGCUGACUGAUGAAGAAAAUGCCCUGACACAGAAAUUCUCCUGCAAAUUCUACGGAGACUUAAUUCUUGAUAGCAACCCUGCAACAUUUGUAGAGGCAGUGAAUGCCUACAAACAACUACCAAAGCUACUGGGAGAAAAAGGAGAGAAGGCUGUUCCUGUGAAGGUCUGGCUGAUGCCGCUGAAGAAUUUCAACUCUGAAGCUCCUGAACUGAAGAAAGAGAUCAGCCAUGGUGUAGUUGGAAAGGCCCAGUAUAGUCUAGAUAAAUUAAGGGAAAUAGGAAUGAGAUGCAACGAUUCUCUGGAAGACAAAGUGGUGGAGCAGUUUCCUGUGAUUCGAGAAGAGUUGAGAACUUUCCAAACAUUGUGUGGUAAUUAUGCAACUAAACUCCAGCAGGCCUUGGCGAAGAAACUUCCCUCCAUCCGUGAAGGAAAAAAAGAUGAGAGCUCACUGAACCAACUCUUUGAAGACAGAGACAAGUCACCAUUCAGUCAGGAAAGACUAACUAAGUGGCUGGAUCGUAAAGAGAGAGAAAUCAACAUCAUCAGAUCCUGUGUAGAUACCAUGGAGGGAAUAAAGAUCAUCCAAAAUCAGACAGCGCUGGACAGACAGGUUCUUGCUCCAGGUGUAGAAGAUGCUCUGUGCUUUGUUUUCACUUCAGUGGAAAGGGGUGAUACCGACCUUGAUGUGAUGGCCGACUACUUGCACUUCCCUAAAUUAGGAAGUACCAAUGAAGAUCCAUGGUACUACUCAGGGGAAGUUUUCACCAAAAUGAGAGAAAAAGCCAAAGCAUUCCAUCACUUUGCCAAAGCGCUGAAGAACAACAGUCGAUUCUGUUUCGUCAUAGCAGCCAUUGCAAACAAGAACUACACAGGAGCAACCAUCUACCAUUACAAGAACGGCAAUCUGGUCAGUGAAGAUGUUUCAAACCUUGAACUCCCUCCUGUGGAGAACAUCACAGAGAGAAGAGAUCUGAUCUGGUAUGCCUGUGAUCUCAACCUGGACCCAAACACUGUAAACGGCUACCUCACUCUGUCUGAGGGAAAGAAGAAGGCAACAUGUGGAGAAUGGCAGUCAUAUCCUGAUCACCCAGAGAGGUUUGAUACAGCGACUCAGGUGUUGUGCAAAGAGAGCUUAUCUGGGAAACAUUACUGGGAGGUGGAGUGGAGUCAGUGUUCUGAUCAAUCUGUUUAUGUUGCCGUUGCAUACAGUGAUAUUGACAGAAAAUCGAACAGUUCAGAAUUUGGAUAUAAUGCUGUAUCGUGGACUUUAGGCCAGAAAUCAGGCGUAAUCAGAGCAUAUCAUGAUGACAAGAGAGUGAGCGAAAUUCCUUUUCCCUCUGAUGGCUGUAACAGAGUUGGGGUGUAUCUGGACUGGCCUGCUGGCACUCUGUCCUUCUACAGAGUCUCCUCUAACACACUGAGGCACCUCUACACCUUUCACACCACAUUCACUGAGCCUGUUUACCCAGGACUCUGGGCUUAUUACAAAACCAACUUUGCGUACCUGCGUCCAGUUGAACAAGGGCAGUGAUGGAGACCUGUUAGAUUCUUGGUCUAUAAAUAGUGAUAUGGGUUUACAAUUUAUCUUGAACAUGCUUCACAAAUUUAAACAAUGCAUUCAAACCCAGAGGUACCAGGAAAAUUGAUGAUGUAAUCAAUAGGUGGCUGUAUGUGUGAUUUUCUGUCAAUAUGUUCAUGUUGAUUUGAUGCACAGCCUUCUUCUGGAACUGGUUAGUACUUCACAGAUUCAUAAUAUGUUUAAACUUUCAUUUUUUGAUGGAUAAGAUAUAUUUUUAAUAGUACAUUUCUGUUCUAAUUCUUGAUACUUAAUGACAAAGAGCUUUUAUUGAUACACAAUUUCUUCGUCAACACUUCUAUGUUGAAAUUAUCGUGUUGGUGAUGGGAUAUAAAUUAGCGUAAGUGCCUUUUUGAUUUAUUUAGCAUUUUCUUUUUU